AUGACUGGCGUCCACGCAGCACCACGCGGCCCAAUUGCAGCCAAUGUACGGGCCAAUGAGUACGGUUUGCUCAGGACACAUCCGUCCAUGGGCCGCCGCGCGAUUCUGUCCGGAAGCCAGUGUCGCCCUCGAGCGAACCCGACCUGCUGGGCCCCCCUGCGUGAGCGCCGCUCCAGGCCGGCUUCCCGCCUUCCGCGAGGCCCUUUCUCGCCGCUUCCGACAAUGAUUCGACUCAGUCGAGCCCAGAAGGAGGAGGUCAAGCAGUUUCGGACGAUCACGGGGGCCGUGGAGAAAGUGGCCAUCGAGUACCUGAAGGCGGAGGGUUGGAACCUUCAGAACGCCAUUGGCUACUACUACACCAGUCCGCCCGCCAUGCCGGCGCCCAAGGUCAACAGGAAGGCCAUCGAGAGGCUGUGGGCGAAGUACAGAGACCCACAACAGGACGUAAUGCAGGCAGAAGGGAUCGGCAACUUCUGUGAGGACUUGCAAGUGGAUCCAUCAGAUGCGGCACUGCUGGUUCUGAGUUGGCACAUGAAAGCAGAGGUCAUGAGCGAGUUUUCAAAGGAUGAGUUCAUUGGCGGGCUGACGCAGCUGGGCUGUGACUCGAUCGAAAAGCUGAGGAAACGCCUGCCUGACCUCAGGGCAGAGCUCAACGAUGCGGAGACCUUCCCAAAGAUCUACGAAUAUGCAUAUAUGUUUGCAAGAGAGAAAGGGCAGAAGUGUGUGCACCAGCCCAUGGCCAUUGCUAUGUGGCAGCUGUUGUUCAUCAACUCUCACCAUUGGGAGCUCCUGGGCGAGUGGAUUAAUUUCCUGGAGAAUCACCACAACAGGGCGAUCUCAAGGGAUACCUGGACACAGCUCCUUGAUUUCAAAAAGACUGUGUUUUCAGACUUUUCAAAUUUCGACCCCAGCGGUGCUUGGCCCUACCUCAUAGACGAAUUUGUGGAGCACAUGAUGCCACAACAAUCUGAACAGGAGGGUUUACAGGUGCACUGA
Molecule: messenger RNA, 996 nt
Organism: Ostreobium quekettii
Lineage: Eukaryota; Viridiplantae; Chlorophyta; Ulvophyceae; Bryopsidales; Ostreobiaceae
Source: the annotation of a GenBank genome assembly